Messenger RNA from Thunnus maccoyii (southern bluefin tuna), 1044 nucleotides. Its product is annotated as plancitoxin-1-like. Gene Ontology annotation, molecular function: deoxyribonuclease II activity. The coding region runs from base 110 to 865 and encodes 251 amino acids. The record is from RefSeq and is a predicted model, not a curated record. Lineage: Eukaryota; Metazoa; Chordata; Actinopteri; Scombriformes; Scombridae. The transcript is spliced from 3 exons. Gene Ontology annotation, biological process: apoptotic DNA fragmentation.
CCGACUUCAGAUUUGUCCAGCUGGUCCAUGACCUUGUGUUUGGGUCAGUUGGGGUUCAGCUCUGUCAGUCUGGUGUAGCUGCUUCAGAUGAGCUGCUGUCUGACUGUUCAUGUUCACAGGGGUUGUGAUGGUGCAGAAGAACCGCAGAGGAGUCUGGCUGUUACACAGCACACCACAUUUCCCUUACAAGAGAGAUAAAAAUCAUUUCUGGCCUGAAAGUGGAGCAAGUAACGCUCAGACGUUCAUCUGUGUAACGUUCAACUACGACCAGUUUGAACAUAUCGGUAAACACCUGCAGUACAUCAGAGCGUACCCAUUCGAUCAUCAUAUUCCAUCAGGCUUUUAUAAAGAGCUUCAGGACGCUGCAGAGAAGAAAAACCCCUACAGAACCCUCAAAACCCACAAAAAACCUAAGGUGGAACCUGAUAAGUUCCAGCAGCUGGUAUCCAGUGGAGGGAAGAAGUUUUACAGCAUUGCUAAACAACGGUCCAGUAAGGUAGAGGUUGGAGAUCUUUACGUCACUAUCUCGGAGAAGGUCAACAGUGAUGUGGAUGUCCAGAGCUGGGGCCGCCAGCAUGAGCGUGAUGGUCCCUUCUGCCCUACAAAUGGAGAAAAAGUGCAAAAUAUCGAAUCUGUAAAAACUGGUUUGGGUGAAUGGGAUGCUGGCGAUGAUCAUUCAAAGUGGUGUGUAGCUGUGGAUCAGAAUAAACCCUGGACCUGUAUUGCUGAUGUAAACAGAGCAAAGACACAGUAUAGGAGGCCAGGGGGAGCGCUGUGCGUUAAAGAUGCAGAAAUAACAAACAUAUUCAAGAGCUUUGCAGUGAGUGUGGAAGGUUGUUCAGGUCCACGAAAACAUGGACACUGAUAGAUGCUCAGACUCAGACUGACACUUAUACUAAUAAAUAAAUGAUUAAAUAAAGUUGACUCUGACAGUGGAGCUCACUCUUCAUCCUGAUUGGAUGAAUAAUUUUUUAAAUGUUGUUAGAUUCUGUCAAACAUACGGUGGUAAAAUGUUAGAUGGUGUGAUAGACUUCAUUAAUCAGA